Molecule: messenger RNA, 682 nt
Organism: Dentiscutata heterogama
Lineage: Eukaryota; Fungi; Glomeromycota; Glomeromycetes; Diversisporales; Gigasporaceae
Source: the annotation of a GenBank genome assembly
UCCCAAGAAACAACCAACAAUUCUUCCUUGACAAAUUCUGUCCCAAUAAAUUCCAUUAUUAUAAAUAAUAAAAUUGAUGAUACAAAAAUACGAACUCCUCAUAAAGUAAAGAUAAAAUCUGAUCAUAAAGCAAAAUAUAUUCCAAUUGAUAUUCCUAAUUCUUAUAACGAACAAGUGGAAGCCAAUUCAUCUCAAUCUCCUCAAAAUCGUCCAAAAGACAUUCAUCAAUUAGAACGAAAAGUUGACGCUCUUGGCAUUCAAUUAAAUCAGAUUGAACAAAUGCUAAACUCUUUGGUUCAAGCUCCUAAAGUUAACGAUAAUGUAAUAAAUAAUUUGGAAAACAAUGAAAAUAAUGAUAAAAAAGAUUUUAUUAUUGAAAGUAAAAAUAUAAUUAAAAAGAAUUUAGAUUCAUUAACUCAAAAUAUAAUUCCUCAAACUUCUAACGAUACAAUAACAAAUUCAACAAAUUCAAAAAAUUCGAAUUAUGAUCAUAUUCACUACUGUAAUAAAUGUGGUUCUCAAAAACUUCUUGAUGAAUGGUGUGAUAAAUGUGACCGAGAAAUUUUUGAAUCCAACUUUCCUAACUGGACUAGUGGAAACGAAGUCAUUGAUAACUUUAUACGAGAGACUCAGCUUUCUGCUACUACAAAGUUCAAUUUCUUAGAGUGGAUUCCUUUCUCUA